This is a messenger RNA of Anisakis simplex (herring worm), 432 nucleotides long. Lineage: Eukaryota; Metazoa; Nematoda; Chromadorea; Rhabditida; Anisakidae. The record is from the annotation of a GenBank genome assembly.
AUGGCGUUUGGGAGUGGUCACAUAAAAUUUCAGCCAGUGCCAUACGAGAGCGGACUGGCCGGCGAGGGACUAUCGCCCGGCAAAUCGCUANUGAUAUUCGCCACCCCCGAAAAGAAAGGCAAACGUUUCCACAUCAAUCUGCUCAAGAAGAACGGCGAUAUUGCGCUGCAUUUCAAUCCGCGAUUCGACGAAAAGGCAAUCGUUCGCAACUCGUUGAUCAGCGGCGAAUGGGGUAACGAAGAGCGUGAGGGUAAGAACCCACUCGAGAAGGGCAUUGGUGCCGAUCUGGAAUUCCGAAACGAGGAGUACGCUUUCCAGAUCUUCAUUGAUGGCGAACGUUUCGCCACGUACGCUCACCGUCUGGACCCUCACGAUAUCAACGGUCUUCAAAUCGGUGGUGACGUCGAAAUUACCGGUAUUCAGAUGGUCUGA